Achroia grisella is the source of this 2973-nucleotide messenger RNA. RefSeq lists its product as uncharacterized. NCBI's taxonomy places the organism in Eukaryota, Metazoa, Arthropoda, Insecta, Lepidoptera, Pyralidae. Gene Ontology annotation, molecular function: nucleic acid binding. Bases 1 to 2973 code for a protein of 990 amino acids. The record is from RefSeq and is a predicted model, not a curated record. The transcript has a single exon.
AUGGUUACAUUCGUUGCACAAUCGAGAUAUGAUUCAAACUUCACUGUACCAGUACAGGCGUUUGUUUUGAAGUCGAUUACUCGGGCACUACCUGCUCAACGAAUACGCGAACAGAACUGGCUACAUCUGCACAACUUGGAUUUAGCAGAUCCAUACUUUGACACACCUGGGAAGGUUGAUAUCCUGUUGAGUGCAGAAAUUUACAGUGAGAUCCUGAAAGAAGGAUUAAGAAAAGGCCCCCGUGGUACCAUUAUAGCGCAAAAUACAUACCUCGGGUGGAUUUUGUUAGGCCGGUUGCACAAUGAGGAGACUAUACAAAGCUACAAAAUCACGACUAGUAUGCAUCUAACAAUUGAGGAUAAUUUACUACAAAAAUUUUGGGAGAUGGAAUCUGAUUCUAAACAUGAGAAGAUUCUUACUGAAGAGGAGAGUCGAUGUGAGAAAAUGUAUGAGGAGACUUAUACUAGAGAUAAAAGUGGUAGAUUUAUAGUACGCCUACCAUUUAAAGAAGCAAAUCCACCUUGUCAAUAUGGAUCAUCGAGAGAUAUAGCUGAAGGACGACUGAUACAAUUGGAGAAGAGAUUUACAAAAGAUUCUGAUUUAAUGAAACAAUACAGUCAUGUCAUGAAGGAGUACCUAAAUUUAGAUUUCAUGGAAGAGAUAGUUGAGGAACAUGAUCGACAGAUACCAACAGCUGUUUAUAUACCUCAUCAUGCCGUGAUUAAUCCGAAAAAGACGACAGUGAGAGUUGUAAUGGAUGCUUCGUGUAAAUACAAAAACGGAACUUCACUCAAUGAUAGUCUCAUGGUUGGUCCUCGUCUUCAACCAGAUUUACGCCACAUCAUUCUACGAUGGCGAUACCACAAGAUCUGUUUAGUGGCCGACAUUACAAAAAUGUAUUUGCAAAUUAAAGUUGACGAAGAAAGUUCAAAUUAUCAACGUCUCCUUUGGAGAAACAAUUCUACUGAAGACAUUAAACAUUAUAGAAUGACCAGAGUCACUUUCGGUACUGCCAGCGCUCCUUAUUUAGCGACAAAAACACUGCAUCAGCUUGCAAAGGAGGAGACGAAUAAGUAUCCCUUGGCCUCAAAAAUUACAACUACAGAUUUUUAUAUGGACGACUUAUUAUCAGGUGCAGAUACAAUAGAAACCGCUAAAAAGAUUUAUGAUGAGAUGAAUGGAUUAAUGGCUGCUGGCAAGUUUCAGUUACAGAAGUGGAAUACUAAUGAUACAGAGCUUCUAAGUUAUAUGAGAAAAGCAGAUGAUGAAGUUACUGAGUUAGAGUUUCAACUGGAAGGUACAAUUAAAACAUUAGGAAUAGUAUGGGACAGAACAAAAGAUGAGUUUCAGUAUUCAGUAGAUAUUCCAGAUAUAUCAUCUCCAGUGACAAAAAGAUCUAUUGCACGAGAUGUAGCCAAAUUAUUUGAUCCAAUGGGAUGGCUUGCGCCAGUUAUCAUCAUUGGUAAGAUUUUUUUGCAGAAGCUAUGGCUUACUGGUGUAACCUGGGACCAAGAAGUGCCUAGUGACUUGGCAUAUAAUUGGCUCAAGUUCAGAGAAGAAUUACACUGUUUAUCUGAUAUUACUGUAGAGAGAUGGUUAAAUACAACUAGUUUAGAUACAAAACUAGAACUUUAUGGAUUCUCAGAUGCCUCCACUGUAGCAUACGGGGCAGUAGUGUAUGCAAGAGUUACAGAUUCUACCCAUAAAAUCCAUAUUCAUUUAAUUUCAGCUCGCACUAAGGUGGCUCCUGUAAAAACUAUAUCGUUGCCACGUUUGGAGUUAUGUGGAGCGGUCUUAUUAACACGGCUGCUUAUUGAGAUUGCAGAACAUUUGAAUAUACCAAGACAGCACAUUUAUGCAUACACUGACUCGAACGUCGUAUUAUCUUGGCUACAGAAACAUCCAAGCACAUGGAAGACAUUUGUGGCAAAUAGGACAUCUGAGAUAAUAACCUCAUUACCUGGUCAUCAUUGGUUUCAUGUACCAUCCAAGGAGAACCCUGCUGAUCUAGCAUCUCGAGGAGUUACUGCAUCUAAGUUAAAGAAAGAGACAUUAUGGUGGAAAGGGCCAGAAUGGCUGAGAAGAGAUACUAUACAACAUAUGAUAACCCUACCAGAUUUGAAAGAAGGAGAAAUAGAACAAAGACCGGUAAAAGUAUUUACAACACAGAUAGAGAAUAACUUUUCAGAAAUAUUUACACGAUUUUCUACAGUGACAAGACUACAGAGAGUAAUAGCACUUUGUAAACGUUUCGGACAGAUAAGGAUAAACAAAUUCCCAAAAUAUGUAACAGCUGAAGAAUUAGACAAUGCAUUGAAAGCAUGCAUCCUUAUAUGUCAGCAAGAAGAAUUUUCUAAGGAUAUAGCGAGUAUUAAGGACAGUAAAGCUGUAAAACAAUACAGCAAUCUGCGAUCUCUUAGUCCAUUUUUAGAUAAAAACGGCAUAUUAAGAGUCGGAGGUCGUUUACGACACGCUAAUAUUCCUGAAGAAGCGAAACAUCAGAUAAUUUUGCCCGAUUGUCAUUAUUUAUCCAAACUAAUUAUCGCAAAUGCACAUAAAAAAACUUUACAUGGGGGUCCAACUCUCAUGCUAAGUUUCUUGAGACAGAAUUACUGGAUUCUCGGUGUCAAGAGAAUGAUUAAGCAAGAAGUGCAUAGAUGUGUUAUCUGUGCCAGACACCGUGCAACUAUUGGUACACAAUUAAUGGCCGAUCUACCUCCCCAAAGAGUAACACCCACAAGACCCUUUUUGCAUAGCGGAGUUGAUUUUGCUGGACCUGUGGACUUGCGUAUAUCUAAGGGUCGAGGUUGUAAAACGUCUAAGGGUUAUCUAUGUAUAUUUAUUUGCAUGGCAACAAAGGCCAUUCACAUUGAAAUUGUAAGCAGUUUAGAGAGUGCCGAUUUUAUUGCUGCGUUCAAACGAUUUACCGCUACGAGGACACUGCCGUCACAUGUGGAGCGACAAUGCCACUAA